Molecule: messenger RNA, 1571 nt
Organism: Corythoichthys intestinalis (scribbled pipefish)
Lineage: Eukaryota; Metazoa; Chordata; Actinopteri; Syngnathiformes; Syngnathidae
Gene: ptgesl
Product: prostaglandin E synthase 2-like
Exons: 7
Coding region: 1-1206 (401 amino acids)
Cellular component (GO): mitochondrion
Molecular function (GO): prostaglandin-E synthase activity
Source: RefSeq, a predicted model, not a curated record
AUGCAUUGUGGGACUUUACGUAAACCCAACAUGGCGGCCGCCUGCGCCAGAUCGUUGGUAAAGGUCGGUUGCGCGAUUAUGGAGAGUACGGCACUACGGCGACCCGGCAACGGCGCUCGCCUGCCUGGGAACGCCGACUCCCAAGUGUCCCGGAGGUUCUACUACGGAGGCGGGACGGGAUCCCGCGCCGGAUUACUGUGGUCUGUGCGGGCAGGAGGAAGCCGAGCACUGGGCUGCGCCUUCCUGUUCGGCGCUGGUGUGGGGCUCUACCACACCGUUAAAUUCUACUGGGCUAAGCAGCAACACUUGGCACAGGAGCAAACUCAGGCGCCCACUAAGGGAGGUCCUUCGCCGUCAGCAUUCCCAUCCCUGACCCUGUACCAGUAUCAAACAUGCCCGUUCUGCAGCAAAGUCCGAGCCUUUCUAGACUACCAUGGCCUGGACUACCAAGUGGUGGAGGUGAACCCAGUCAUGCGAGGCGAGAUCAAAUGGUCAACUUAUAGAAAGGUUCCUAUCUUAAUGGUGGAUGAGAACAUGCAACUAAACGACUCCUCUGUCAUCAUAAGUUCACUGAAAACCUACUUAGUCAGCAAGGGUUCCAGUUUGUCUGACAUUUUGCGCUGCUACCCUGAGAUGAAGUCUGUCAACGAAAGGGGCAAGGAGGUGACGGAAUACAACAACAAGUAUUGGCUCAUGCUCAGUGAGGGUGACACGGCCGCGGUCUACCCCGACAAAGGCAUGCAGAAGGAGGAGAUGAAGUGGCGACAGUGGGCGGAUGACUGGCUCGUGCAUCUCAUCUCGCCUAACGUGUACCGCAGCACCGGAGAGGCCUUGGCGUCCUUCGAUUACAUUGUGCGCGAGGGCAAGUUCGGCACCCUGGAGGGCUUCUUCGCCAAGUACGUCGGCGCCGCUGCCAUGUUUAUCAUCGCCAAGCGUCUCAAAAGCAGGCACAAUCUUCAGGACGACGUGCGUCAGGACCUGUACAAGGCCGUCAAUGACUGGGUGGCGGCCAUUGGCAAGAAGCGCAAGUUCAUGGGCGGAGAGCGGCCCAACUUGGCAGACCUGGCGGUGUUUGGCGUCCUGCGUGUGAUGGAGGGCCUGGAGGCCUUCGAUGACAUGAUGGCCAACACCAAAGUAAAGUCGUGGUACCGCCGCAUGGAGAUGGCCACGCGCAACCAUCAGGGACGCUCACAGUUGUCACGGUAACCACAUUGUUCACCAAAUGGAAGCUGCUUUGCAGAGGACAUGGGGGAGCUAACGGAGCAAAUUGUCUUUCUCCGGAAAAUUGCAUGGUCAACAUUCAAUGCAGUUGAAGGUGGAUUUUUACACAUUAUGUCAAAGUUUCAUUUGAGUUCCUUAAUGAGUCCCCAAAUACAUUAAAAAAAAAAGGACAAUUUAUCUUUGUGUUGCGCUUCCACGAUGCAGGAAGGUGAUGCUGCCGUUAGAAGGCGCUCUUGAGGUGACGUGCGUCUGAAAUUGAAAAUAUGUUGAAACGGUUAUUACUAACUAAAAUGGACUUGAAAUGUAGAUGUGCGUACUGGUAAAAAGCAUCAAUAAAUAAAAGAAUGUGA